This is a messenger RNA of Xiphophorus hellerii (green swordtail), 974 nucleotides long. Its product is annotated as solute carrier family 22 member 24-like. The transcript is spliced from 6 exons. The record is from RefSeq and is a predicted model, not a curated record. Gene Ontology annotation, cellular component: membrane. NCBI's taxonomy places the organism in Eukaryota, Metazoa, Chordata, Actinopteri, Cyprinodontiformes, Poeciliidae. Gene Ontology annotation, molecular function: transmembrane transporter activity. Bases 282 to 974 code for a protein of 230 amino acids. Gene Ontology annotation, biological process: transmembrane transport.
GAGUUACAAAGGCAGUUACAAGGACUAUCUUAUUUGUGAUUAGUUAAAAAUUAAACCUGUCUCUACUGUGUACAUCUAUGAGAAGCCUCUGUUAAACAUACCACAUGCCAAGAUGAGCAGCUUCGGAGACGUCCUGAAGGAGUCAGGUGUUUGCGGGGCUGAGCUUCUCUCACUACUGCAACACUGACUGGAUCUUGGAGAGAGGUCCAAACUUGACAAAAGAGAGACAAAGGAACCUCACCAUCCCGGUGGACAAGGAUGGGAGAUUUGAAAAGUGUAGCAUGUUCACCCCUGUGGAUCUGGAUUUGGAAGCUAUUGAAGCAUAUGGCCUUAACAGGACAACAGAAUGCAUCAAUGGCUGGGACUACGAGGUUCAACAAGGAGUCUCGAGCCUUGUCACAGAGUUUGAUCUAGUUUGUGGCAAAAGUGGGUUAAUCGAGGCAUCGCAGUCAAUCUACAUGGCAGGUAUCCUCAUUGGAUGUUUACUGGUUGGGGCUAUUUCUGACAGGUUUGGUAGAAGAUUUGUAAUCCUGCUUUCUCUUCUCCUUCUACUGUUGUUUGCUGUGAUUACGGCUUUCUCACCAAACAUCUACGUUUACAUAAUCUUUAAAUUUUUAUGUGGGUCUUCUGCUGGUGUCAUUAUUAUGAACACAUGUGUCAUGGCGGUGGAGUGGACUGACGUUUCAAAGUCUGCUCUUUGCACAACGUCCAUCAUCAGUUUCUUUUCAAUUGGACAGAUGCUUCUGUCUGGUAUUGCAUAUUUGACGAGAAACUGGAGGAUCUUGCAACUUGUGCUCUUCAGCCCUCUUGUCAUAAUCCUGUUGACCUUCUACUGGCUUCUCCCAGAAUCAUCUCGAUGGUUGAUGACGCAAAACAGGAAGGAGGAGGCUGAGAAGGCACUCCACCGGGCAGCCAAAGUAAACAAACGAAGAGUACCAGGACAUUUGCUAGAAAAGGUUUUCAUCCACACGUAA